Arctia plantaginis is the source of this 1011-nucleotide messenger RNA. NCBI's taxonomy places the organism in Eukaryota, Metazoa, Arthropoda, Insecta, Lepidoptera, Erebidae. The record is from the annotation of a GenBank genome assembly.
AUGGCGGUGUUCAUGAUAAACAUCUGUAAAUAUAAUGGCUGUGGUAUAACUUUUCCCAGAUUAAAUGAUUUGAUCGAACACAUUGAAGAUGUACAUAUCGAUUUAGAUCCAGCAGUAGUGGAGCAAAAAGAAGCGUCUCAGCCAGCAUGCAUACCGCUGAGUUAUGUUUUGAAAUUCAUUACGGAGGCUUCAAGGCGAGAGAAUCAAACUACUGCCCCUGCACCUGAUGUUCGCCGCCGUCUUUUGUCUGUGCCGAAAACACCAUCAGUUCGCAGCAGCACACCUACCGGAAGCGAGAUGGAUGAAGACGAGAUGCUCAGUCCUUCGGAAGACAGUAACGAUUCCUGGACUACGGCAGAAGAAUACAGUUCGGAGUUCAUCUUGCGUUACGGUGUCAAAAUGAAUGCAAGUGCGUCAUCUGGAGCAUUAGGACUGGCCGCGCAGGAGAAGCCGUUUGCUUGUCCAGUACCUGGCUGCAAGAAACGCUACAAAAACGUCAACGGCAUCAAGUAUCACUCCAAGAACGGACACAAGAAGGAUGGCAAGGUAAAAAAGGCCUACAAAUGCCAAUGCGGCAAAAGCUACAAAACGGCGCAAGGGCUUAAGAGCCAUUCGAUCUCGCAGCACAUCGCCGCAAGCUCGCCAUCGACUUCCGACCACAAGCUUCACCUGCCGAAGAUGCCCGGGCUCGUAGUCACCAGCUCGCCAGCUCAGCGCACCAUCAACCUCAUCGACGCCGUCGACGGUAACAAAUUAGUCCGUAUCUACGAUACCAUCAAGACCAAGGACCUCCCGGCGUUCACCAUCCCGAAACACAAUCUUACCAGUCUGAACAUCGUGAGCGCGAGUCAGGCGCGCGUGGCGCAUCCGGGGCUCCUGACCCCGAGCUCCACGCCGGGCUCGAGCCCCGUCGACAAGAUAAAGUUGGAGCGGUCCCCCAAGGUGACCGUCCAGACUGCACAACAACUCCCACAUCUCACCAACAUAUACGGGAGUGAGGUUAACAACUAA